UGUUGUUGUACUUUGUACUGCUGCUCUGUUGUUCAGUGUUCGGUUCCGGUUGUGAUUAAUCUGCUCGUUGUUCGGUUCGGUGAUCUAAAAAGUGCAAACCGAUAGGAUAGAAAUAUAAAUAAUUUAUAAUAAUUAUUGAUGAAUUACUACUGGGUAUCUAUUCAGCCUGUUCAAAAAAUGAAUUCUAUUUUCAUGCCAAAACACCAAAAACAUUUGCUACUGCUAUGAUGUGGAUUAAAAUAUAAUUGAAAAAAUAAUACUUAAAUAUCCGGCAGAUGGUAGGUAGUAUGCGGCCGAGUUCAUUGCAAGAAAAGAAAAGGAUAAAAGAAAGUAAAGGAACAAGAAAGUUUGGGAAAUCUGAAUCUGCUGAAUCUAGUGAAUCUUGACUUCCCAGAUCGGGGGAAAUCGAGAGCCUUCAAAUCACUUGUGGCGUUCGCAUCUUAUCCGUUUUCGUUUGUUUGUUGUGUUGUCCCAUUAAAGCUGGAGCCCUAAGAAAAAUUAAGAAAAGAAAGGAAAUAUAAAAUUAUCGAUUAAACAAUUUACUAUGUUAAUUUGUGCAAAAAGGAGAGGUUAAAACCAGAACGUUACACCUUGGUUCCUAUAAACAAAACUACCUUUGUCAGGUCAAACUUGAGGGUUGAUGUUGGUUGGUAAUGUCUAGUCCAGAAUGAUUUUCCAUUUUUCGAGUUCGCCACAACUAGGAAUAAUCAUAAUUAUGAAAUCCAUGGCUAAAAUGCUAAAGAAGGAAAUUUAAAAAUGAGUCAUACAAGUGAGUCAAACCAUUCAAAUCCUUUAUCUCAACCUCUGAGGGUAGAAACAGAAGACCCAGAUGUUCAUCCUGACAGCACUAAUUAUUAUGAAGACGAAAAGGAUAGCUUCAAUCAUGCUCAUGAAAGCCAUGAUAAUGAUUCUCUAGGACCUUUACCUCCAAAAUGGGAAAAAGCUUUUACUGAAAGUGGAGAGGUGUAUUUUAUUGAUCAUUCUACUGGAACCUCUCACUGGCUUGACCCAAGACUAUCCAAAUUCCAAAAGAAAACUCUAGAGGAUUGUUUGGAUGAUGAACUACCCUAUGGCUGGGAAAAAAUUAGUGAUCCACAUUAUGGUACCUAUUUUAUUGAUCAUGUGAAUAGGCGAACACAAUAUGAAAAUCCAGUUAUACAAGCAAAGAGAGCUGCAUCUCAAUCUUCAGCAAGAGUCGGGAGAACGUAUUUUACAAAAGAUCCUUCCGAAUUAUGUGGUCAAAGGUUAAGGACCUCUCUAGUGAAGUCAUCUAGGGGCUUGGGUUUUACUAUUGUUGGUGGAGAUGAUGCUGUAGAUGAAUUUUUGCAAAUUAAAUCGGUAGUGCCGAAAGGACCUGCAUGGUUGGAUGGACAACUUCAAACUGGCGAUGUUAUAGUAUUUGUAAAUAAAACAUGUGUAUUAGGUUAUACUCAUAAUCAAAUAGUUAGGCUGUUUCAAUCUAUAAGUGUAGGGUCUACAGUUCAACUUGAAGUGUGCAGAGGUUAUCCGUUGCCUUUUGAUCCAAAUGACCCAAAUACUGAAGUAGUGACUACUAUUGCUGUCGAUGCUCAUUUACAACCAGUAUCUAAUGAUAAGAGAUUACUGGAUACCAAUUAUAAUUUUCUAGAUGGAGAAGAUAGUAUUUCAAGAAGUGAAGAAAAUAUUGAUGCCCCUGAUGAAAUUGAUGACUUGUUGAAAGGAAUAAACACAAUGACUUUGGGAAAAGUUGAAGUGAGAGUCCUGAUUGUAAAAGGAAAUCUUGGUUUCGGAUUUACAAUAGCUGAUAGUGCAUGUGGACAAAGAGUGAAAAAGAUUUUAGAUCGCCAAAGAUGUAAAAAUCUUAUGGAAGGUGAUAUAUUAUUAGAGAUAAAUGAUAUUUUAUUGCAAAGCAUGUCACAUGAUGAUGUUGUUCAAGUACUAAAAAAUUGCCCUUAUAAUAGUGAAGCGACAAUUUGUGUUCAAAGAGGAUGCCCUAAUAAAACAUCGAAUAUUAGAAAUAAACCUAGAAAAUUAGAUACUAAAUUUACACCCAAAGAUGUAGCCAAUGUUUAUAGAAGUAAAACACCCACUGCAGAUAUUUACAGCACACAACAAAGAGAAGUACUUCCUAGUAGACCCAAAACGCCUCUAGUAGACACUAGAAGCCUUAGUAAAACUCCAGUUAAAGACGUCAAUUCUAAUUCCAACGAAAUUCUGCAUCGAGAGUUCUCGAACGAAGGUUUUGCUCCUGACAGAUCGAGAUUAAGAUCAUCAAUUAUUGAUAACCAUGAGGAAGACGAUUUAGAUAUAGAUAUACCAGAAGAUAAUCAAAGCAAACCAUCUUACGAAUAUCCCCCUCCAGUGGAUCCCAAAUUCAAUCUCUACCUGCCUCCCCCUCAUCGAUAUGAUUGUGCCUGUGCUUUUUGCUCGAGUCCUAGACCUCAUCUAAUGGAUACUAACAAUUUUGAUAAUCCCAGUAAUGGCAAAAAGUUCAAUAAUCACUGGUGGUAUCAACAAAACAGCCGCAAUGAUUAUGUCACAAUGCAUGUUAUCUUAAACCGAUUAGAAACUGGAUUUGGCUUUAGGAUUGUUGGGGGAAUUGAAGAUAAAUCACAAGUCGCUGUUGGUCAAAUAGUUCCUGGAGGUGCAGCUGAUUUGGACGGUCGUAUGCAAACUGGAGAUGAAAUAGUUAGCGUAGAAGGAUUCUCAGUUUUAAAAGCUGAACACCGACAAGUUGUCCAAUUAAUAAAUGCAGCAGCCGCUAGAGGUCAAGUAAGCCUUAUUCUAAGACGUAGAACUUUUUCACCACCAGCGGCACAAGGUUCAAUGAAUUACCCUUCAGUUGGUUGGCCUAUGGAAAAUACGUCGCCCUCUAUACCUACGAACCAUGCUGUCCCUUUAAUGCUAGCUAAUCCUCAUUCUGGGCCUACAUACGAUGUGACAGUACAAAGAACUGAGAGUGAAGGUUUUGGAUUUGUUAUUAUAUCAUCUGUUAAUAAAAUUGGAUCUACUAUAGGUCGUCUAAUUGAAGAUAGUCCUGCAGAACGGUGUGGAAGACUUCGCGUUGGUGACUAUAUUGUCGCAGUCAAUCAUAUAGACAUAAUGCAUUUAAGUCAUGGGGAUAUUGUAAAUUUGAUUAAAGAAUCGGGUCUUUCUGUAACGUUAACGAUUGCGCCUAAUUCAGAUUUGUGAUCUUUCAAGGCACAAAUAUAUAGCUAUAACCUAAUAAUAUAAUUUUAUAAUAAUAAGAUGUAAAUAAAUCAUUAAAAGCUCUUAAAAGUUAGUUAGUACGUAAUGAGAAUGAGUUAAGUUUGAAAAAUCUUGAUGUCUAAUUAUUAAUUGUUGCUACUUAAAUGCCAAAUUGUUGAUCAAAAAAUUGUUUGUGAUAAUAGAGAUGUAUAAAUUUCAAGUAGAUGAUUUUUUAAAGUUUUAUUAUCUAUAUAUUGAUUAUUGAUUGUGCUCACUCUGAAAUCUUUUUAUGGAUGUACGUAUAUGUUCUGUUGGGUAAAAGAAAUGAACAUACAAUUAUUGCUUUUGAAUAUAUUUAUUUAGAACAUUUAUAGCAAAAGGCCUUAACACAAAAAAAAAAUUAUAUGCAUAUGACAAUAAUUUUUCAAAAUAAAUUAUUAGAAGAAUGUAAUAUGUUUGAAAUUAACAAAAAUAUGUUUCGUUAAGUCUGGAUUAUUAAUUAUUUUAUUCUAUAAUUACAAUUAAUUAUUGAAACCAAUAGGUACAUCUCUAUGUGAUAGAUCAGUAUAUCACUGCCGAAAAUAGAUCAUAAGAAUGUUUAAAGUUUAUUUGUUUCUCUGUACUAAUCAAUGGAAAAUAUUUAUGUAAUUAAAUAUACUGUGAUUGUUAAAUUGUUAUUAAUUUAGAUCACAAUACUAAGUUGAACUAAAAUCUAUUUUAAAGAAUCUCAUUGUGUAUUAAUAUUUUAUUAUUGUAGCUUGUUUGUAAUUGGGUUAUUUGCUUAUUACAUAUACAUGGAUUUUAUUAAGACUUGUGAGUAUGUACUAUUUGUACAUAUUUAUAAAUUAUUUGACUGAAGUGUUUUAAAUAUUUUUUAGUAGGUGUUUAUUUGUUGUAUGACUGAAACUAAUUAAAAAUCAAAUUUGUCUCUCAGAUAUACUUAGUCUUAAUCUUAUUUUCUCAUUGUUUAAUAUUUAUCUGUAUUUUGCCCUAUUUAUAUUUUAUAAUAAACAUUUAAAGCCCCUAUUAAUAUAAAUGGGUAUGUAUGUAUAUUCAGCAAUAAAUAGGCAUUAUUAUAUAGGUACUUGAAUUAAUGUUUGUGAUGAUAUUUAGAUUUUGCAUCGAAUAGAUUUUCAGGUUUUAUUAGUGCUUUUAUUGGGGACAGUCGAGGGGACAGUUUAUUUACUCACCAGCCUUUGAGAACAGGAAGUUCAAAGUUUUUGCAUAUUAAAUACUUUGUAUGUUGUUAGCACAUGUAUUUUGAAUAAUUAUAAUUUAAUGUAGGUUUUACAAAAUUUACGGGCUUCCUUCUUAUAUAUUAUACAUUAUUAUAUUAUCUGUUAUUUAUACAUAUAUCAAGUCACAUGUUAUAUAAAUGACUGCAAAAAUAUGUGUUGAUACAUAAUUUUGUAUUGUAUUUAUACUUUACAUAUAGAUACUUAACAUUUGCGUCCAAUGAUUCCAUUUUAAGACUUACCAUCCCCAAUUAUCUUCAGAUUAAGGAGGAUCUGGGAAAAUUGCCGAAACUCGUUUAGCAAAAAACCAAAAAUUUCUGGGAGUAAAUCUGAAAAAUUGAAAAAGUUUGCCACACAUAAAUUCGAGAAUUGAAAUGUAGGAAAUAAAAAUCCCUUCAUAACAGAUCAUUAAUCCUUUAUUCGAGAUUUCUGACAAGGUGAUUCUUGAGAAAGAGUGACUCACUUAUUCUGUAAGAAUAUUGCGAUUUAGUCAAUUUUUUCAUGUAAAGGGUUUACAAUAUACUGAAUUUCCUUGUCAUAACCCACAAAAGUUCCAACUUAUCUGAUUGUUUGAAGUAGAAAACAAGUUCUUUCUGUAGAUCUUCUUUUUCCUUAAUAUAUUAUUGGACAGGAAAGAAGCUGUAACGAAAGCUCAAGUUGUUAUUGUUUUACUGUUUCAAACUGUUUGAAAAACUAAUGCAUGAAGAUGCUUGGUACUUUUGUAUAAUUCAGAUGACGGUGCUAGGUUUUAAAAUGAACAUCGAUUAUAAACUUCAGAAACAUGGAAUAUACUGAUUAUUUUGUUGCAUCGAAGUAAAAACAUGUUUUUAUAAUAUUAUAUUCUCAGUUACUAAUCAUCUUUCUGGGAGUUGUUUUUAUAGUCGAUUUUUGAAAUUCGAAAUUCAUAGGUACAUAUCAUUUAAUUUAAGAUAAUACUAUAAUGACCAACUUAUAAUGUAAACUAGACAAAUUAUUUAGGAAUAUUAUGUAAAUUAUUUUGGUUGCUUCCACAUGCACAGUAUGUUUUAAGGAUAUUUCUUUAAAAUAACUACAUUUCUUGUUUAUACAUAGAUAUUUAUUUGGUUGUUCGUGUUAACAUAGGUCUGCUCUGGAGUAUGAUGGUUCUAUUUGGAACGAAUCUGAUCAGUCAGCUUCAAUCAGAUCCUUGCAUACAUUUUCCUAUUUCUCUAAGGGCCAGUUCAUUCGCCUUCUGAUAAAUUGUCAGGUAUGCAAUCUGACGGAUAAAAACGCAAUCUGUAAUCUCAUUGUUCGGCCAGUUGUCCGUCAACUGAUAGAAUUACAGAACGCUAAAUUUAUCUUGCAGAUAGUUACCAGUAAGUUUAUCUGAAGAUAAAUAAACCGGGCCUAAGUAAAGUAAGAAGCUCUACAUAAUUAAUUACUAGCGAAAUUCAUCCACAUAUUAUCAAAUUGACUGUUAUCUGCCAAUUAGAUAUAAACAUUUUCGCAGCAAAUCAACAACACGAUUUUUGUAAUUUUUUCUCCCUAAACUAGUCUGCAGCAAAAAAUGGUUGGAAAAAUUUCUCAGGACAGACAGUUUUUAGUUGAAUUGGGAUGGAAGAUAAAACUAUUGAGUUACCUGGAAAACCAAGCGUUUCUGAAAUGAAUGGUUUAGUGCAAAAAAAUCUAAGAAUAAAUAUUUUAACCGCAUCUUGGCUACGAUGAACCGUUUUCGAGUUGGGGUGGUUUAAAGUGACGAACGCCUAGGGGGUGACGUCACACCGGCUUCGGAGGCACAGUUAAAUACGCGUAAAAUUCUCCAAAACAAAAGUCAACGAUCUCACCUAGAGCGAAUUGCAACCACUUGAAGUAUAGGGCACGGUUCACUGACGACUUAACAAACAGACGGCUGCGAGUUCGACGGUUAGCCGGUGUGACGUCACAAGUUGCAAAAUUUAUCUUCAGAAAGGAUUAUCUCGGAAACUAUUUUGGAUAUAGGACUGCGGUUUUCACGAGAGAUCUUAGAUUUUUUUUCUUGAUUUAAGUAGUUUAAGUUGUUUUUUUGGGUUACGACUCUUUUAAGAAAGUUGGUUUGUUGCCCUGAUGUGCUGAAAAUAUUGUUAGAUAAUAUAAUCGGCAGUAACGAUUGAUUUUCAAAACGUAAUAAUCGAAAGCUUAAUCACUACUAAUUACUUUUUUAUAUUCUUUGUUUAUUUUGAAUAGGUUUUAAUUAGGCUCCUCUAUAAUCUCUAUGAAAAUAAUCCCAUAGUUUUUCCAGCCUUUUUGUGUUGCACAGGAAACUAGAACAACGUAAUAAUACAAAACGUACCUAUACAGUUUAUUGAAAAUAAGCUCUAGGAUCAGAAUUCUUUCCUCGCUUGGCCAGAGAGGAAGGCAAUCUGACUCGAUUGAGCUGGCUUUUUUUUGUUAAUGUUAAAAAAACGAAAAAUCAGUGAGGGCUCUUAUAGUAAAAAUUUGGAAUUGUUUGAAUGAAAAUGUCAUGGUAGCAUCCCGG
Ceutorhynchus assimilis (cabbage seed weevil) is the source of this 6876-nucleotide messenger RNA. The record is from the annotation of a GenBank genome assembly. NCBI's taxonomy places the organism in Eukaryota, Metazoa, Arthropoda, Insecta, Coleoptera, Curculionidae.